AUGGCGACAGCAUCGCAGCCAAUCAGCUGCCCGCCAGCGAGCGGCGCGGCGCGCAUGGUGCGGGUGUCAUCGACGGAGAAGAUGGACUUCGCGCCGCACCUGCGCGACGUGUCGCAGUUCUCCUCCACGCCCACCUCGCGCAUAGCCGGCACGCCGCCGUCGCGCGGCGAGUCGCUGGGAGACUCCCAAGGCGUGGCGGCGCGCGCGUUCUUCAACUUCGGCAAGCCGGCGCUGCCCGACGUGGUGGAGGCGGGCGACCCCGUGCUGCACGAGCCCGCGCGCCCCGUGCCCGCCACCGACAUUGGCAGUCCGGAGAUAGAGAAGAUCAUUAACGACAUGGUGGCAGUCAUGCGCGCUGCGCCAGGUGUCGGCCUCGCAGCCAACCAAAUCGGCCACCCACUGCAGGUACGGGCACUGCAGGUACGGGCACUGCAGGUACGGGCACUGCAGAUACGGGCACUGCAGAUAAUAGUUCUGGAGGACACGGUGGAGCUGAUGAAGGCGUGCGACCCUGAGGAAGUGAAGCAGCAGGAGCGCCAACCCUUCAACCUGCUGGUGAUAAUCAACCCCGUGCUCAAGCCCGUGGGCGACACCAAGGCUCGCUUCUUCGAAGGCUGCCUCAGGUGCCCUUCCCGCUCCCUCCCUCCCUCCCCCCCUCCCUCCCUCCUGCCCUCCCUCCCUCCCUCCCUCCCUCCCUCCCUCCCUCCCUCCCUCCCUUGCUCCCUCCAUCCCUUACUCCCUCGCUCCCUCCCUCGCUCCCUCCCUCGCUCCCUCCCUCCCUUGCUCCCUCCCCCCCUCCCUCGCUCCCACGCUCCCUCGCCCCACCCUUAUUCUCUCCCUCCCCCCCUCUCUCGCUCCCUCCCACCCUCCCUCGCUCCCUCGCCCCCGCCCUUGCUCCCUCCCCCCCUCCUGCGCUCCCACGCUCCCACGUUCCCUCGCCCCACCCUCCCUCGCUCCCUCGCCACCCCCCUCCCUCGCGCCCGCAAUGCCAUGACACGGGCGACAUGGGCGCCUCAAUGCCAUCACCAAGUCAAGUCUCACUCGUCUCCCCACGCCCCCUACCUCUGCGCGUGCAUUCCCCCCUUGGUGUGUGGCAGUGUGAAUGGGUACCGGGGCAUGGUGGAGCGGUACAGAGAGGUGGAGGUGUCAGGGCUGGCGCGGGACGGCAAGCCCAUCACAGUGCAUGCCACGGGCUGGCAGGCCAGGAUCCUGCAGCACGAGUGCGACCACCUCGCAGGGCUCAUCUACGUCGACAGGAUGGUUCCUCGCACCUUCCGCACCUCUGGUAACCUGCGCCUGCCCUUGCCUGUGGGGUGCCCCCAGCCCGGGUGCUGCUGA
This is a messenger RNA of Closterium sp. NIES-65, 1338 nucleotides long. Lineage: Eukaryota; Viridiplantae; Streptophyta; Zygnematophyceae; Desmidiales; Closteriaceae. The record is from the annotation of a GenBank genome assembly.